Penicillium diatomitis is the source of this 1425-nucleotide messenger RNA. Its product is annotated as mitochondrial 37S ribosomal protein bS1m. NCBI's taxonomy places the organism in Eukaryota, Fungi, Ascomycota, Eurotiomycetes, Eurotiales, Aspergillaceae. The transcript has a single exon. The record is from RefSeq and is a predicted model, not a curated record. Bases 1 to 1425 code for a protein of 474 amino acids. Gene Ontology annotation, cellular component: mitochondrial small ribosomal subunit. Gene Ontology annotation, biological process: mitochondrial translational initiation. Gene Ontology annotation, molecular function: structural constituent of ribosome.
AUGGCGACCGCUCGGCUGUCGCCAACGGCGAAUCUUCUCCGGAAGUCGCGUCUUUUCGCGCUUCCUAAAGCUUUACAGCCUCCUCAAGACCCUCCCUCAUCCAAAGCGGUGUUCGAGUCGGAAACCGCGACACUUCCUCACCCGAUCCGGGCCUCGAUCGUAACUCCCCAGAGGACGCUUGCCCGUGGCGAUUGGGGCCUGAAACGUCCUCUUCCAGCCAAGUCAACGUCGGAAAAAUCAUCGAGACCCGUUGUUCGCCUACUCGCGCUCGAUACCUACGAACAUGUCACGGAUUUCGAGUCGGCGGCCGACCACACUAUGACCCUCGAAAAAUUCCAGGAGCUGCACAUGCCUAUGUCUCUGCCUGCCAAAGUCAACUAUGCCACAAGCAUUGUGCCUCGUCAUCAAAGCCCCUUCGAGACGCAUGUCGAUAACACCGAGACCAGCACCGGACUUGGAGAGCCCGGUGCGAAGCAAUACCGUCACUCCGGCCCGUGGUUGGCCGGUAUGACCCAGGCGGAAUUUGCGGCCUAUCUCGCUCAGAUCACCAGAAAGAAGCCCGAGUUGGUACAGAAGCUUCGAGAGCGUCUUGUGGCCAAACGCACGGCCGAGGCUCGCAAGCAGGCGCAGGACAAUGGCCAAGAUUUGGAGAACCUGCAGGUGCCCCAAGUCACGGACGAGGAAUUCCAGACAUACAUCAAGACCCUACGAAAUGAUCCAUUCUCACUCGGUCCUGUUGUCUUCGAUUUGCUGGACCUACCGUCCUCUCCGGCCGUUCCCAGUGAACGCAUUGGACGCAAAUACUACCAGUCCCCCGCUACCAAGCUGUCUGCAGCUGAGUACGCUGUGACUGGCCCUCCCAAGACACACCCAUCUGCUGGUCUUUCUUACACGAGAUCACACGCCUUGACAUACAACCAUCCUCAGUACGGUCCUCAAGCCUACCAACGUCCCGUUGAGGCUCGUAUUCUGAGACCAAAGGGUCGAUUCCGUGGCCGCAUGUCGCGCGCCAUUGCGGGUAUUGGUGGUAUUGCUGUCGAAGACUUGAAUGCCAUGACCUUCAUGGACCAAGGCUCGCCACCUGGCUUGACCUUCUUCGAUGCCACCAUUCCUGGGGGUGCGAAGUACUGGGUCACGCCGAUUCGCGCCGCCGUCGAUUCAGAUGGCCGUAUUGGUCUGUCAUCUUACCGCGCCGGUGCUUCCUCCAAAGCCCCAUAUGGCAUUGAGGAUUACAAGAAGCCUGGUCCCGCCAGCAUCACUGAUGCCGCCCACCGCCACACCAACACGGUACCUCGCUUGGACCGACCACGGUACCAACAGCGGCCACAGGCCGGCCGACAGCCCAUGAAGGGCACAGAGGACAUUGCCCGCCUCCUGAUGAAUGACCUUCGAGCGGGUGCUCAAAAGAAGGAUAGCAGCGCAUGA